Messenger RNA from Coprinopsis cinerea okayama7#130, 711 nucleotides. Its product is annotated as lipolytic enzyme. The record is from RefSeq and is a predicted model, not a curated record. Lineage: Eukaryota; Fungi; Basidiomycota; Agaricomycetes; Agaricales; Psathyrellaceae. The transcript has 2 exons. The coding region runs from base 1 to 711 and encodes 236 amino acids. Gene Ontology annotation, molecular function: phosphatidylcholine lysophospholipase A1 activity.
AUGCGCUCUCUCCUUCAAUUAGCAGCUGUUGUAGCCUGCGUGCUUCCCAAUGCCCUCGCAUUUACGGGAAAGACCUGCAGGAUCAUGCCCCUUGGUGCUUCAAUUACCUUCGGUGUAGGAAGCAGUCAAGGUAACGGCUACCGUGAUGACCUCUACAACCUCCUCGCCAGGGACGGAAACACCGUCAACAUGGUCGGCAACAACCCAGCCACCGGAUCGACCUUCCACGACAAAGACACCGAGGGAUGGCCCGGCCUCAUCAUCGACGAAGUCUUCUGCAAGAUGCGCGAGUCCAUGCCAAGGAACCGCCCGAACAUCGCCACCAUCCUCGUUGGAACGAACGAUAUGACUAGGAACAUCGACGUUAUCAACGCGCCGUCGAGACUUAGCCAUCUCAUUGGCGGGGUUUUGAACUUUCCCCCGCAGACCCUCGUCGUCGUUUCGUCGUUGCCACCCAAUAGGGAUGCAGCGGCUAAUGCUAGGAUCAAUGCGUUCAAUGCGGCGAUUCCGGGCGUUGUUCAACAUUGGGUUAACCAGGGGAGAUCAGUGGUCUUUGCCGACUGCGGACGACUGGUUUCGGUGAAUGAGUUACCGGAUGGUACACACCCUAAUGACGCUGCAUACGAGCGCAUUGGAAGGUGCUUCUACGAUGCAAUUGUUGGCGCUGAUUCUCGAGGCUGGAUCUGGCCUGUGCAAGGUCCUCCUCCUUAG